Molecule: messenger RNA, 993 nt
Organism: Lepus europaeus (European hare)
Lineage: Eukaryota; Metazoa; Chordata; Mammalia; Lagomorpha; Leporidae
Product: olfactory receptor 1E16-like
Exons: 1
Coding region: 1-993 (330 amino acids)
Biological process (GO): G protein-coupled receptor signaling pathway
Cellular component (GO): membrane
Molecular function (GO): olfactory receptor activity; G protein-coupled receptor activity
Source: RefSeq, a predicted model, not a curated record
AUGAUAGGAAACCAAACCAGUGUCUCAGAGUUCCUCCUCCUGGGCCUGCCCAUCCAGCCACAGCACAAAAGCCUCUUCUACGUCCUGCUCCUGGCCAUGUACCUGACCACCGUCCUGGGGAACCUCCUCAUCACUGUCCUCAUUCACCUGGACUCCCAUCUCCACACGCCCAUGUACUUGUUUCUCAGCAACUUGUCCUUCUCUGACCUCUGCUUCUCCUCUGUCACAAUGCCCAAAUUGCUGCAGAUCAUGCAGAGCCAAGUCCCAUCCAUCCCCUAUGCAGGAUGCCUGGCCCAGAUGUACUUCUUCCUGCUUUUUGGAGAUCUGGAGAACUUUCUCCUUGUGGCCAUGGCCUACGACCGCUAUGUGGCCAUCUGUUUCCCCCUGCACUACACCAGCAUCAUGAGCCCCAAGCUCUGUCUCUUCCUGGUGGCACUGUCCUGGGUGCUGACCACGUUCCAUGCCCUGCUGCACACCCUGCUCAUGGCCAGGCUGUCUUUCUGUGCAGACAACAGGAUCCCCCACUUUUUCUGUGAUAUGUCUGCUCUUCUGAAGUUGGCCUGCUCUGACACUCACGUCAAUGAGUUGGUGAUAUUUGUCAUGGGAAGCACAUUUCUUGUCAUCCCCUUCCUACUCAUCACCAUGUCCUAUGUAAGGAUUGUGUCUUCCAUCAUCAAGGUUUCUUCAGCACAGAGCAUCCAUAAGGCCUUUUUCACCUGUGCCUCCCACCUGUCUGUGGUGUCGCUGUUCUAUGGGACAGUUAUUGGUCUCUACCUAAUCCCGUCAGCCAAUAAUUCUACUGUGAAUGAGACUGUCAUGGCUCUGAUGUACACUGUGGUGACUCCCAUGCUGAACCCCUUCAUCUACAGCCUGAGGAACCGAGACAUGAAGGGAGCCCUGCGAAGAAUUGACUGUAGAAAGAAGACUCUUCUCUCUCGGAUGGUAACACUUAGUAUUUUUACACAAUUUUAUUCUUUACAUAUAUUGAAUUGA